This is a messenger RNA of Closterium sp. NIES-67, 2727 nucleotides long. The record is from the annotation of a GenBank genome assembly. NCBI's taxonomy places the organism in Eukaryota, Viridiplantae, Streptophyta, Zygnematophyceae, Desmidiales, Closteriaceae.
CACAACCCAAGCCAACCAAGCUCGCAAGCAAUGUGCCUGCCUAGGUUCCAUAGUUCCAGGAUCCUCUUGCCUACUGUACCUGGGCGAUUUUUCCAGAGUCUUCGAAUCUAUUCACGUUUUACGUUCUAUGAUUCACGUUUUAUUAGCUCUCCAUUUCAUAUGCUGGAGCACAGGUCGUAGCUUCUGCUGAAGCUCCGAUAUUAGCGCCGCCAUGGCUGCUGCCGUUGCUUUAGCCACUCCUCCCUGCGCUGACGUAAGCAUAGAAACCGCCGCCUCUGCAGCCUCAUUCCACUUCGUUAGCCCGCAGCAGGGCCAAGUGUCCGCAACUGACGGCAAUGGCGGCAAGCCGAGUCACGACUCAGUUAAGUCUAGCCUAGUAGCUGCCUUCAAACCAGGCAGCCAUUUAGAGCUGUUACGCGCGUUGAACGUGACGUCAUCUGACAAUGACUCGGGUGCGUCGCACGACACAUUCGAGGCGACGAGCUUUACCAGCAGCCUUGAGAGCGACGACGCGUCGCAAGAAACGGCUACUUCGACCCGUGCCACGGCUGCCACGGCUGCCCUUGCUACUCCUACUGCUUGUCGUGCGCUAGCGCAACCAGCGGCGUCAUCAGCGCGUGACGGGUAUGGCGGAUCAAUGCAACCAGCGCCGUCAGCGGCAAUCGAACCACCGUUACUAGCCGAAGCGUCGACUGUCGUUAAUGCCAGUCAUAUUCGCGAAACGGAUGUCACCGGUAAACCAGAGCAUCCGUCUAUCACGGCGAAUCUGGCGGCCGAGGGGUGCUUUCCAGCGGACUCGACUGUAGCCCCUCUCUCACCGCUAGUCGAACAAGAACCUCAGUCUAUUUCCCCGUUAGGAGCAGACUCGAUGCUGGGCAUAGAGUUUCCUGGCGAGACGGGAUGGGAGAGCGUGCGGCGCGCGCUCGAGGAGAAAGCGGCCGAGCGGCUGUCCAAUAGGAGGCGGUCCUUAGAGCACCAACCCAUCGGGUCGGUCGACGUGCGCGAGUUAGUCGCGGAGUGCGCGGUACUGCGGCGAAUGACGAGUAACUGCGGCGCGGCGGAGAUUCUGGAACGGAUGCAGACGGAAGGGGAGGAGGUGACGGACGACGACUGGGACGGCGCACGCGACUCGGCUGACGUCGCCCAGUUACGCGAAGCGCAAGGCGGCGGCGGCGGCGGCGUUCUUACGAGCAUCGUGCCCCCCAUGUCGUCGCGUUCGUGGUGGUCCGGAUGGUCGGCGGAAACUGGCGCAGUCGAGAGCGCAACAGCGCCUCUCGCUUCUGUCCUCGAGACACCGCGAACUUCGCGAGCUUCGCGGACGCCGCGGACGCCGCGCCAAGCCGUUAGAUCUAACGACGACAUCCCCACACCCCGAGUAAUCGCCGCGCCCGGCGGCAACGCUCCCGAACCGCUCAACGAGGCAAAGCCGCAGCAGCAGCAGCAGCAGCAGCAGACGUGCGAGCCUUGCACGCCACGUGGCGGCGGUGCGCGCGUGCGUCCCGCGCGGUGGCAGAUGGACUCAUCGCAGCUGGUGAUUCACGACUUCGUCGCGCGCGGCUCGUUCGGCACCGUGCAUCGGGGGCAGUACAAGGGCAGAGACGUCGCCGUGAAGCUUCUCAACUGGGCGGGGGAGAGCGUGCGCGGGGGGGGCGCGGGCGGGGCUGGGGGGGGCCCUGCGGGGAAGGCUGGGAGAAAGCAUGAUGCCCUGGGGAAAAUGAAUUCCGCGGAUUUGGCGUUUUUGCGGGAUGUGUUUGCGCAAGAGGUGCUCGUUUGGAGCAAGCUUCGACAUAAGAACAUAUGCGAGUUCGUCGGCGCGAUAAUCGGAGGACACGAGUCGUACGAUCUGGCGUCGACGGUGGAGGAUCACCAAGGGCAGUUGCGCGUUGGAAGCGAUUUCUGCUGUGUAGUAUUGGAGUUUCUCCCCGGCGGGACGCUGAAGCAGCUCUUAGCAAAACAGGAGAAGAAAAAUAAGCGAUUGCCGCUGAAACGAGCGUUGCAGUUGGCAUCACAAGUCGCCGAAGGCCUGAAGUACCUACAUUCACGCAACAUCGUGCAUCGGGAUCUCAAGACAGACAACCUGCUGCUGGACCAGAAGCAGAGGGUGGUGAAGAUAGCAGACUUCGGUGUGUCGAGGGUGGAGCCGGGGGACAAGACCAUGAGCCGACGCACCGGCACCUAUGGCUACAUGGCGCCAGAGGUGCUCAAGGAGCAGCCAUACGAUCACAUGGCUGACGUGUACAGCUAUGGCAUCGUGCUGUGGGAGAUCGUUACAUGUGGUAACCCGUUUCCCUUUGAGGGGCUCAAGCCGGAGCAAGUCUGCAGCAUGGUGCAUCAGGGCCUGCGACCAGACAUCCCAGCAUCAUGCCCGGCAACCCUGGCAGCCCUCAUGAAGCAGUGCUGGCACCACACGCCAGCACGCCGACCCGAUAUGGCCGAGGUGGUUGAGAGGCUCCGGACUCUCACCCUGCAGUGCUCCACAGCCCUCCCUGCCUGCGCCUGCAUGUAGGCUGCACGCACCGGCAUUCGCAUUGGCAAUCCUCAGCAGCAUGGCUGUAAUUGCACAUGUUUUGGCCAAGUUGUUUACUAAAUCCCAGCUUGGGGAAGUUUUCAGGCUGACAGCACAACUUGUGCUGUUCUAAUUGAAACAAUUGAUUUGAGGAUUGGUUGACCUUCCGUGACGAGUGCAAGGCAACAAGUGGUUGCCAAAAUGUGUUAAACUUUUCCACU